AUGCAUCUCCAAUGGCUACGCGACAGCAUCGUUGGGCAAUUUUUGCGCCAAUUUUGCACGCCUUCUUGGUUGAAGUAUCGUGAAGAGGAUCUUCAAUGGCAACCAGAAUACGCAUUUUACGAUGAGAAGACAAUACUAGUCGAAUGGUACCCCGAGCAUGACGAAGAAAACCCCCACAACUGGUCACGACUCAAAAAGGCCUUUAUCCUCUUCGUUAUCGGUAUUUAUAGCUUUGUGGUUUAUAUGGCUGCGCCAAUUUACACCCCGAGUGAGAAUGCAUUUAUUGAAGAAUUCGGCGUGAACAAUGCAGAGGCAUCCCUUGGCCUUGCUCUUUAUGUUUUGGGCUACGGUACCGGCCCUCUCUUCUUCAGCCCUCUGAGCGAAAUCCCUCGCAUUGGACGAAACCUUCCAUAUGCCAUCUCCUUUUUUCUCUUCUGCAUUGUCAGUAUUCCUACAGCACUGGCACCCAGCGCAAUUGGGUUUUACUUCCUGCGUUUCCUUCAAGGAUUUUUCGGAAGUCCUUGCUUGGCCACCGGAGGCGCCUCAAUUGCGGACGUCUACUCAUCUGACGUGCUUCCACACGCGAUGACAACAUGGGUAUUUUGCGUUUUCUGCGCUCCGGCCAUUGGUGUAAUAGUAUCUGGUUUCGCGAUUCCCGUGCUUGGCUGGAGGUUCUCAAUGUGGGAGAUUUUGAUAGCCGCUGGUCCCAUUCUUGUCCUGCUCUUGUUGUUGCCUGAGACCAGCCCUGCAACUAUCCUUCAUCGACGGGCUCGGCGAUUGGAGAAGACGGGGAUCAAGAGACCCUAUAGCUACCAGACUGCUGCGGAUAUCGCGCAAGCAAGCAUCUCUUUCUACUCGGCUGUACAAGAGUCGCUGUUUAUUCCCUCGAAGAUCACAUUUCUUGACCCGGCAAUCCUGUUUUUGAAUUGUUACACAUCUCUGACAUACGGCAUUUACUAUUCGUUCUUUGAAGCUUUCCCAAUUGUCUACCAGGGGAUCUACGGGUUUAAUCUGGGAGAGAUGGGGUUAGCUUUCUUGGCUAUUGUUGUCGGAGCGAUCAUAUCAUUCGCAGUUUAUAACCUCUACAUUUACAAGGUCUUCACACCCAAGUCAAGAGGACUUCGAAAGCCGGAAGACGUCUUAGUCCCUGCCCUCAUUGCAUGCUUUGGUCCGUCUAUUGGCCUGUUGCUUUUCGGCUGGGCUGCAAACCCAAACGUCCAUUGGAUCGUACCGACAAUAGGAAUCGUCAUCUACCCAGCAUGCGUGUUCAUCUUGAUGCAAUGUGUCUUCCUCUACAUCCCCGCAUGCUACCCGCAUUACGCAGCCAGCGUUUUUGCCGCCACUGAUUUCACCCGAAGUGCUUUUGCGUGUGGCGCUGUCGUGUUUUCGAGACCACUCUACGAAAACCUAGGGAUUGGCCCCGGAUGCAGCCUGUUGGCGGGUCUGACUAUUGGAUGUGUGAUUGGAAUUUAUUCGCUCUAUCACUACGGAGAGGCCUUGCGACUCAGGUCCAAAUUUGUACCGAAAUGCUGA
Molecule: messenger RNA, 1533 nt
Organism: Penicillium mononematosum
Lineage: Eukaryota; Fungi; Ascomycota; Eurotiomycetes; Eurotiales; Aspergillaceae
Product: MFS transporter
Exons: 2
Coding region: 1-1533 (510 amino acids)
Biological process (GO): xenobiotic detoxification by transmembrane export across the plasma membrane
Molecular function (GO): fluconazole transmembrane transporter activity
Source: RefSeq, a predicted model, not a curated record